GGUCACAUGACUAAAGUGUCGAUGGCAGCUUGUCAACCGGCACAAACACGCUGCUCACUGCUUAUCCCAAACACCCCAACUUGGGGGUAGGCAACUUGCGCAUCUUCGCCGAGUAGACAGGAAAGGGCUUCCAGAGCCGAUUCCCUGCUUUACGCAAAACGUGUGCUUGUGCCUGUCAACCUCCUCGUCUGCCCUGGACAAUUGCUACUCCAUUCAUCCAUCCCCCUUUGUGUCGCCAAUGCCGUCCAGAUAGAUAGCUAGCCAUUCCAGCGCCAUUCUCCGCGAAACGAACAUGGCACACCGGCCAACGUCAAGAUUGUUUCUUUUUAUUGGCCUUGCGUUCUUCUUCAUCCUUACCCUCGCAUUCCUCCGCCAAGGCUCCCCACUAAGUCCUGAGGCGCGUGCCCCAGGCCACGUUGACAGGACAAUUCCCAAUGUCGAGAUAACAGAUAAGAUGCUGCAAGGGGGUGUGGUAAGUUCGAAGAUGGGCAAUGAGACUGCGAGGGCGGAACUUGGUCGGGCAGCUUGGAGAGUGCUCCAUACCAUGAUGGCGCAGUUUCCAGACGAGCCAUCAGAGGAGCAACAAGAAACGCUACGGUCAUACAUAUAUCUAUUCUCAAGAUUAUACCCUUGCGGCGAAUGCGCAUCCCAUUUCCAGGCCCAUUUAGCAAAAUUCCCGCCGCAAGUGUCGUCGCGCUCCGCAGCCGCUGCAUGGGCAUGCCAUGUUCACAACGAAGUGAACAAGAUGCUCCACAAGGAUAUCUUCGACUGUAGCAAGAUUGGAGAUUUCUACGACUGUGGCUGCGCACAUGACGACGACAAGAGUGACGGCGGAGGGGAGAAGGGGGGCCAAGAUGGAGCGGGAGAUAGUAGCAAGAUAAAUCCUAUGAAAAGUGCUAAUCAGCCCGUUUCAGGCAAGGCGGAGGUGGAUGAAAGCGCAACGAAGAAAGUAUCCCAGAAUGGGAGGCAGAUCAACCCUGGGUCGUUUCCACCUGUCGAAAUACACCCUGAACCGCAAACAAAUGGUUAGUGGUUUAUUCGGUUUGAAUUGUCCUCCGAUGAUGCCCUUAACCAUACGUGGAAGGCUCUAUCCGACAUGGAACUAAGGGUGUUCGGUGGACGACCGCGGGGGAUUGUGAACGCCCAUACUACUAAUCGUGCCCCAUGGCCUCAAAAGUUCAAAUGCCAUCUUCAGAGCAAUGGACUCAAACCACUGAUGGUGUAAAUUUUAUCUAUAAGUGGACUGGCGUUCAGGUUUUGAUAUUCGGAUUGUAUUAUAUCCCCCCCUUAUUGCUUCAGACAUGCAGCGUCAUAUUUCUAUAAUAGUCGAGCAGGCCUCAUAAAAAAGACAAUGUUACAGUAGAGAUCAAAACACAUAAAGCCAAGAGAGGUGCACAUUGCAAUAUUUGU
This is a messenger RNA of Blastomyces dermatitidis ER-3, 1410 nucleotides long. RefSeq names its product FAD dependent sulfhydryl oxidase Erv2. The transcript is spliced from 4 exons. NCBI's taxonomy places the organism in Eukaryota, Fungi, Ascomycota, Eurotiomycetes, Onygenales, Ajellomycetaceae. Bases 293 to 1030 code for a protein of 245 amino acids. Gene Ontology annotation, molecular function: flavin-dependent sulfhydryl oxidase activity; flavin adenine dinucleotide binding. Gene Ontology annotation, cellular component: mitochondrion. The record is from RefSeq and is a predicted model, not a curated record.